Messenger RNA from Pyricularia grisea, 2885 nucleotides. RefSeq lists its product as uncharacterized. The record is from RefSeq and is a predicted model, not a curated record. Lineage: Eukaryota; Fungi; Ascomycota; Sordariomycetes; Magnaporthales; Pyriculariaceae. Bases 422 to 2140 code for a protein of 572 amino acids. Gene Ontology annotation, cellular component: mating projection tip. Gene Ontology annotation, biological process: regulation of fungal-type cell wall biogenesis; cell wall biogenesis. The transcript has 3 exons.
CACAUCUCGACGCUGGCUCAUCAAACGCUCCUGGCAGCUCAUUCGCGUCUUCUGGUUGUUGUCUUUUUUUUUUUUUUGUUGUUUUCUUUUGGCCCGCCGGCUUUUUCAGUUAUUUACGUCUCUCGUUUAAGCCCGACCACUUUUCAUCGACCAUUCCUAUUCCUGAUCACGCCUGGGAUCCCACGAGUAGGAAAUCCCCGCGAACACAGAUCUGUUUUAAUAAACAAGUCUCGUCUCACUUGACAAUCCUGUCACUUUCAAUAUCCAAUCCCGCUCACUCAGGAAAAAACAAAUUCGGUCCCUUUGCGCCCGCGGCCUUGUCUGCCACUGACACAAGCCGACGAUCUCCAACCCUCGACCGUACGAUUCGAUAAAAUUAACGAUCACAUUCUACUAUCGACCUUGGAAACAAUCGGCCAACAUGUCUAAUUCGUUUGGCGGCCUCUUCAAAUCAUUCUGGCAUACAAUGACCAGCUAUGAUAGACAUUCUGGAUACGACUCCCCAUAUCGCACAGGGCGGCACGUUCCCCUGGGCCAGGGAGGCGGCUUUGGUGGCUUGACGUCUGUUGCCACCGCUUCGGAAUCGCGCGCGGACGUUUCUUCACCCUACAUAGAGGACGGCCUCAGGCUUACAAGGACCGGAACUGCCUACGAAGGUGCAUCGUUGUCUUCACCAUCGCUUCUCAGUCCCACUGUCAUCAACAGGCCAUACUCGCCCGGCCUAAGGGGUGAGAGUGCGAAGCGGACUACCGAAGAUGGAUUCGAAAUACAAAGCCCCAGCGGAGAAAUUCCAAUGCAGUCAUUCCAGGACGGCAUGCCUCCCGCACCUCCAGUAUCACACUCGUGGGAUCGCAUCGACAGAUGGGCCGAGGACCAUUAUCCGGAGUUGUACGACCAGGUUUGCGAGGGAUGUACCACCAACGAUUUGAACGAACUCGAGCAUCAACUGGAUUGCUCACUACCAAUGGAUGUCAGAGAGUCGUUGCAGAUACACGAUGGACAAGAGCGCCCUGGUAUUCCUACAGGAAUCAUCUUCAGCGGUAUGUUGCUUGACUGCGAAGAGAUUGUACAAGAGUGGGAAAACUGGAGAAAGGUGAACCACGAGUUUCUGCUGGACACUAGAGUGCCAAGCCCGGCCAUGCCUUCCAAGGCACUUGGCGGAAGCAGCAGUCAGGCAUCCUCGUCCAGAGCAGAGGCCUCAUCUUCGGCAUCCCCGGCACCGAACAGGCCUAUCAACUGGCGGCAGGACCUCCUUUCAAAACAGGAUUGUGUUCCUCCUAACAGCAUUCAGAAAGUCUAUUCUCACCCUGCUUGGAUUCCCUUGGUCAGAGACUGGGGCGGCAACAACCUGGCUAUUGAUCUUGCGCCGGGUCCCGCGGGUACUUGGGGUCAGGUUAUCCUCUUCGGCCGUGACUAUGAUACGAAAUAUGUCAUUGCUCGGUCCUGGUCAGCAUUCUUGGCCACGGUUGCGGAUGAUAUGUAUAGCGGCAAGUGGUGGGUCGAUGAGGACACCAAGGAGUUGAAGCUACGGGAGUUUAAGGCCUCCCGCGUCGAACCGUCUUACUUUGAUAUUCUUCGAUGGCGGACUGAUCAGAAACACGGGCGCCGUGCCGCGCAGAGGAAAUCGAUGGGUCCCGGGGCCUCUGGCGGUGUCUCACCCAAGGUCGCAUCGCCUUACGGUAGCCCAAAGCUUGAGUCUCCCGCCGAGCCCAGAGGACGCCCACUUCAGCGCUUAAGCAUUGGAUCGCCUCUUGUCAGCCCGAACAGGCCAGGAUACGGCAAGAUGAGCCCACUCGCAAGGGUUACAGAAGAGACGUCUCUUCCGGAGGCCGAGCUCGGCUUCCCCAGCAGUCCUCUUGCCAUCAACGAUACGACCAAGCACAAGGAAAAUCUUCUCGAGCUGGAUACCCCACGACCAAGCGUCAGCACCGAGGACAGCAACAACGGCGCCGCAACGAGACUCGAGGCUCUUGAGAACAGCGAGGCGAACGGUGAGAAUGCGAAGGAGAUGAACAGCCCUGUAUCACCCACGAAUGUCUCGACCGUCACGACGGUGACCGAAGUGAAUGGAAAGUCGGUCAAGGCCAAUGGCAAACAACCUGCCGUAACAGAAGAGGCCAUGAAGACGAUCGACAUCUAGAGCGAUUCACUCGUCUGAGAGGGCCUUUUCUUAAAUACGAUUAGCCUCGACAUUUGCCCGCUGGCCCGCGGGGGUUUCGAGAUGUGAAAAAGACGACCAGGUUGACCGGAGUUUGAGGCGUUUGAUUCGAAAGCAAGUUUCUGUUUUAUCGGCUUUGCGUUUUACUUGUGAUUCGCCUAUCAUCACCAUUUGAUACAUACAGCAUUGAGAAGGCAGCGGAGUCCAGCACUACCCUUUCCUUGAUUUUAUCUCUUUUUUCUUCAACAAGCUCUCAGUACUUGCCACACCCCGUUACUGUUUCUUUGGCCAAUAUAAUGACUGACCGGUGGGCCUUGUUGCCUCUCAGGAGGCGGCCACAGAGGCAUUGGGGGUGUUACUGGCUAGCUACUGUUCCUGUAAUAUACUACAAUUAUGGGCUUUUCAAAGCUAGGCCAUGGAGUUUUUUAUGUCUGAUUUUGAGAAGUCUAAUAUAGCCUUGGUUCAUGAGAUUUGUCUGGAUGAAUGGGUAUCCUGAACCUAAGCGGGGAAUAUUAAGGGUUAGUGUUAUAGAGAAGUUUGUGAGCCUUUGUUUCACAGCGUGUGUACAUUAGGCAGGCAAAAUGUCUUGAAUGUCAGUUUCUUAAGUGCGAGAGAAUCCUUAGUUUGUUGAAAGCGCCAAUGCCUAAUUUCUUGUGACUUAUCUAAAGAAAUACUCACGGAUGCCUGUCAAGGUACGUAGGUACCUAGGUAGGUAGGUAGUUAAUUG